Messenger RNA from Penicillium bovifimosum, 1890 nucleotides. Its product is annotated as glycoside hydrolase family 127 protein. The transcript has a single exon. Gene Ontology annotation, biological process: carbohydrate metabolic process. Lineage: Eukaryota; Fungi; Ascomycota; Eurotiomycetes; Eurotiales; Aspergillaceae. Bases 1 to 1890 code for a protein of 629 amino acids. The record is from RefSeq and is a predicted model, not a curated record.
AUGAUACACACCAAGGGCUGGCGGAAGCCCCUUGCUAUAUUUGUUUACGCUUGUCUUUCUCUUUCAUCUUUCGUCAAUGGACAGUCCGAUGCCGGAACCACCUACGAUGCUAAAGCCCAGGCAUUCGAAUUCGACCUUGGCGGUGUUGAAUUGUCCCAAGACCGCUUUCUGGACAACCAGGGCCGUACCCUUGCAUAUCUGAAAGAUAUAGACGUCGAAAGAUUGCUUUAUGUCUUCCGGACUACCCACGGACUGUCUACACAGCAGGCAACGCCUAACGGUGGCUGGGAUUCUCCGGAUUUCCCGUUCCGAUCCCAUGUCCAGGGUCAUUUCCUCACUGCCUGGGCUCAAUGCUAUGCUGUCCUCCAAGACCAAACAUGUUAUGAUCGAGCAACCUACUUUGUUGCGGAACUGGCAAAAUGCCAGGCCAACAACGAGGCUGUUGGAUUUACGGGCGGAUACGUUUCUGGCUUCCCAGAAUCAGAGUUCGCAAAACUCGGGAAUGGCACCCUGACAAACGGCAAUGUGCCGUAUUACGCGGUACACAAGACUCUUGCAGGCAUCCUCGAUGUCUGGCGCUUGACAGGCGACAACACCGCCCGAGACGUCUUACUAUCCUUCGCGAGUUGGGUUGACAAUCGCACCAAAUCAUUGAGUUAUGAUGCAAUGCAGAAGAUUCUACAAACGGAAUUCGGCGGUAUGAACGAUGUGCUGGCUGAGAUCUACCACCAAACUGGUGACGAGAAAUGGCUUACCGUUGCCCAACGCUUUGAUCAUGCCGCUGUAUUCGACCCUCUUGCAGCCGGAAAAGAUGAGUUCGACGGUCUACAUGCAAACACUCAAGUACCAAAGUGGAUCGGAGCCGCUCGUGAAUACCGAGCCACUGGAGACUCUCGCUACCUUGAUAUUGCCCGCAACGCCUGGGAAUUUGUUGUCAAGUCACACACCUACGCCAUUGGUGGUAACAGCCAAGCUGAACACUUCCAUGCUCCAAAUGCUAUCGCCGCUUAUCUGACCAACGACACUUGUGAAGCAUGCAAUUCCUACAACAUGCUCAAGCUGACCCGUGAGCUGUGGCUUCUCGAUUCCGAUAACACAACGUAUUUUGAUUUCUACGAAACCUCAUUACUCAACCACCUGCUGGGCCAACAGAACCCUGAUGAUUCUCAUGGGCACAUUACUUACUUCACCCCGCUCAACGCUGGAGGCCGCCGCGGUAUUGGACCCGCCUGGGGUGGCGGUACCUGGAGUACGGACUACGACUCCUUCUGGUGCUGCCAAGGAACGGCACUCGAAACCAACACCAAGUUGAUGGACUCGAUCUACUUCCACGAUGACUCGACGCUGUUUAUCAACUUAUUCAUGUCUUCUGUCCUCAAAUGGCCGGAGAUGGGUGUUACUCUGACACAAUCCACGACUUACCCAAUCGGCGAUACUUCGCAACUGAAAGUCUCUGGUCAGGGUGACUGGACCAUGAAAAUCCGCAUCCCUACAUGGGCAUCAGGGGCAGAGCUGACGCUCAAUGGGGAACCUUUGUCUGAUGUUAAAGCCACACCCGGAACAUACGCUGAAAUCUCGCGCACAUGGGCCGAUGGAGAUGUCGUUGAGUUCCGCUUCCCCAUGAGCCUGCGUACAAUCGCUGCAAAUGAUGACCCGAGUAUGGUGGCAAUUGCGUAUGGACCGACCGUGCUAUGUGGGAAUUACGGCGACCAAACACUGAGUGGCACUCCUACUCUCGCCCUUGACUCUAUCAAACGCUCCAGUGAUUCUGGCCUCGACUUCACCUCCACUGCCGACGGAAAAGACGUUACAUUGAGUGCUUUCUAUGAUGCUCAGGGAUACAACUAUAACGUAUACUGGACUACCACGGGAAAUUUCGACCAGGCGUAG